UCUCUUCAACUUUCUCAAAUUCCAUUUUCUACCCAAAAAGAGAAAAAGAAAAAAAACCACCUGCAACUCCCCUUUUCUUCUAUUGAUUUUGAUCCCCAUGUAGCAAUUUCAAUCCUCUACAUCUAAUUUCUCCAAAGGGUGGAUGAUUUGGAAAAUGCUUUUUCUUUGUUUUUUCUGGACAUUUGGAUGAAGAUCCUGUGAUUUUCCUUUAAUUUUCCACUGUGUUUUGGUUUCUGUGAGAUGGGUCCUUCUCCGUUUGCCCAAUUGAAGCCUUGAAAAACCUCUUCUGGGUUUUGUGUUUUGGUGGAAAUGAAGGACUUCCCAGGAACUCCUGGGACUUUUACUGGGCUUUUCCUUCGGGUUUUGCAGUUUUCGUUCGCAGCAGCUUCAAUCGGUUCCAUGGCAACGGCGAACCGCUUUGCCAAUUACACAGCCUUCUGCUAUCUUAUAGCCUCUAUGGGCUUGCAAGUUGUUUGGUGCCUGGGGCUUGCAUGCUUGGAUGCAUAUGCAUUGGCGAGAAAGAAGAUCCUCCGCAAUCCUAUCUUGAUCAGCCUCUUUGUCAUGGGAGAUUGGAUUACAGCAACACUGUCACUUGCAGCGGCCUGCGCGUCUGCAGGGAUAGUGGUCUUAUAUGACAGAGAUUUGGGAUAUUGUAAUUUGUUGGAGUGCCAAAAUUUCCAGAUUUCAGUCUUCCUUGCCUUCAUGAGUUGGGCGUUGAUUGAAAUAUCAUCUCUCAUCAUGUUUUGGAUUCUUGCCUCAGUUUAGACCAUUUUUGCUUGUUUGUACGUAUGAGUUUAUUUGCAAUUGUUGUAAUUGGUUGAUGUAUGAGUUUACGUGCAAUUGUUCUAAUUGGUUGCUAAUGGACGACAGUGAGAAAUGUAACAAAAAAAAAAAACAUACUUGAAUAGAGGAUCAGGUCAUGAGUUUUGAGA
Messenger RNA from Magnolia sinica, 932 nucleotides. RefSeq names its product CASP-like protein 5B2. The coding region runs from base 310 to 765 and encodes 151 amino acids. Gene Ontology annotation, cellular component: membrane. The transcript is spliced from 3 exons. Lineage: Eukaryota; Viridiplantae; Streptophyta; Magnoliopsida; Magnoliales; Magnoliaceae. The record is from RefSeq and is a predicted model, not a curated record.